Ascochyta rabiei is the source of this 1734-nucleotide messenger RNA. RefSeq lists its product as uncharacterized. The coding region runs from base 1 to 1734 and encodes 577 amino acids. NCBI's taxonomy places the organism in Eukaryota, Fungi, Ascomycota, Dothideomycetes, Pleosporales, Didymellaceae. The transcript is spliced from 2 exons. The record is from RefSeq and is a predicted model, not a curated record.
AUGAAGGCCUUCCUUUUGGCGAGUAUUGUGGGUUGCACUCGCGUCGCAGCGGGUGCACUUCGUGUUGACGAUGCCUCCAGUGGCGUGGCGUACCGUGGCAUCGAGCGCGAUGGAAUCCAGCAUUUCUACGGCAUCCCAUAUGGACAGGACACAAGUGGCGAGAACAGGUUCAAGCCACCUCGCCUCUACGUACCAGCUGCAGGAUCGGUCGUUGACGCGACAAAGCCUGGGAUCGCUUGUCCACAGCCGCUUGGGAAAUCGUCCCCACCACUGGGACAAGGCAAUGUGACGAGAGUCUCAGAAGAUUGCUUGAAUCUGAACAUAGUGAGGCCAAGACUCAAUGAUACCAGUGGGCACGGAAAGUUGCCGGUUAUGGUCUGGAUUCAUGGCGGCAGCUUCUGGUGGGGUUCGAACAUGGAACCAACCUUCCAGCCCGAUGGGUUGGUCCAGCAGUCUGUUGAAGGUGGUAACCCAGUGAUUCACGUCGCGAUGAACUACCGCCUGGGAUUUUUCGGUUUCGCGCAAUCGGACUCGCUCAAACAGGAGGGUAGCGAGAAUGCUGGACUUCGGGAUCAGCGCCUUGCCAUCGAAUGGGUUCGAGAUAACAUCGAACUCUUUGGUGGUGAUCCGGAAAACAUCACCAUCUUUGGACAAUCAUCUGGUGGCCUUGCUAUCGGCAUGCACAUCCUCGCGUACGGGGGAGCUAAGCCACUUCCAUUUCAACGGGGUAUCGCGGAGUCACAAUCUCUCGAGCCCGGUAUUACUGGCAACUUCACCAGGGAUGCCAUGUCUGAGCUGGUGGACUACGUCGCAUGUAACACUACUGAUCUCCAGGCGCCAGAGACGAUUGCUUGCUUGCGUGGGAUGGACACCGAGAAAUUGUUGAAUGCAUCUCUUUCCACCUACGCAAGUGACAUCAGUCACAACGUGGGCGAUAUCUGGCUUCCGGUGGUGGAUGGUGACUUCCUUCCUGCACCUCCAAGUCAACUAAUCGACCAAGGUCGAUUCGGCAACGCGACGUUCAUGACAGGCUGGACUCAAGAUGACCUGAACUUCUACACGGACAUCAGCAUUGCCACCGCAAACGACUCGUACAACUUUGUUCGCUCGUACCUUCCGGCAAUACCAGAAACUUCUCUAGAUACCUUGUUGGCUCUGUACCCAGUCACUCAGUUUGCACCACCGUCUGGUACCAACUUGACAGCGGAGUUCUACCGCACAGCACGCAUCUUCCGGGAUAUCUUGAUGGUGUGUCCGUCAAUCCAUCUAGGUGCUGCGCUGCACAGGACAUACGCAGCACCGAUCUUCCACUAUGAUUUCAAUCAGACCAUCCUUGAACCAAUUCUGGAACACAUCACCAAUGUAUCGCACUUCGGAGCAGUCCACACGUCGGAAUUCGCGUACGUGUUCGGUAGUUGGCAGGCAUAUAACAACUCUGGAAACCCACUGAAUCCAACGGAGGCAGACUAUGCUUUGCAGGAGCGCGCAAGCCGGUCAUGGAGCACAUUUGCGACUACAGGGCACCCAACACAAGAGGGCGAGGUAACUGUGCAGGGGUGGCUCGACGCCUACGGUUCUUCGGAUCAGACACACGUCAUGACGAUCGGUGGGCCAUGGGAGGGAUGGUGGCCAUUAAGUGGUGCGGAUUCCCCGGAGGUGGUGCGGCGACAGCAUCUGGUUGAAAGAUGUGCAUUUCUCAACGAUCCUGAGAUCAUCAAGGGUCUCCAAUACUGA